This is a messenger RNA of Oldenlandia corymbosa var. corymbosa, 1122 nucleotides long. NCBI's taxonomy places the organism in Eukaryota, Viridiplantae, Streptophyta, Magnoliopsida, Gentianales, Rubiaceae. The record is from the annotation of a GenBank genome assembly.
AUGAAGUUCCCUGGCAAAGCCAAAAGCUCCGAUCAUCAUGAUCGUUGUUAUGGUGGUAGCGUGAAGGUGGUUCCAACAACAAUGUCAGAAAAACACAAGGCUCAAGAUCUUGAUUUUACCACCCAUUCAGCCGAUCUUUCCAAGCUGUUUAUCGGGCCAAAGUUUGCCCGGGGAGCCGGCAGCCAGCUUUACCGCGGGACUUACGACGGCCAACAAGUCGCCGUAAAAAUAAUCCAACUUCCUGGCGGGGGAAUCCAGGAGAUUGAUAUAUUAGACCAAGAAGAUGAUGCUGAGGAGGAAAAAGACCGACAACAAAAAAUUAUCUCAGAUCGCUUAUGGAAGCAAUUCAAGAACGAAGCCGGUUUGUUAUCUCGUCUUGGCCACAAGAACGUGGUAAAACUGGUGGCCGCCUACGAAAAAGCGCCGGUUCUCGGGGUCGUCACGGAAUAUUUACCCGGCGGUUGCUUGCGGUCUUAUCUCAACCAACUCCUGAUCAAACCGGUUUCCUUACCCAAGGUAAUCAACAUGGCGCUGGAUAUUGCGCGCGGGAUGGAAUACAUUCACUCGCAAGGCGUCGUUCAUAGGGAUCUUAAGCCGGAAAACAUACUCAUCGACGCGGAAUUUAACCUGAAAGUUGCUGAUUUUGGAGUGUCAUGCAUGGAAGCUGAUUGCAUUAACCUCGUUAAGGAUAAGACGGGUACUUUCCGAUGGAUGGCUCCUGAAGUGAUGAUGGGAAAGCCCUUCAACCGAAAAGUGGAUGUGUAUUCCUUUGGACUAAUGUUGUGGGAGUUGGUGUCCGGGAAGGUUCCUUUUCGGGGCAUGACCCCGGUUCAAGUGGCUUUCGCCGUGGGGACAAAGAAUCAGAGGCCCCCAAUUCCUCAGCGGUGUCCAAAGGCGAUGAGGCUCCUAAUCGAGGCGUGUUGGUGCUCGCGGUCCGAGAAGAGGCCGGAGUUCUGGCAGAUUGUCAAGGUUUUGGAGCACUUUCGGGGCGGUGGCGAGACGCUGGAUACGGCCAUUGAGGUUCCCCGUAGGUGUUCGGAUGAUCACCACAAGCAAAGGCACUGGCACUGGCGCAUGCAUUGGAUCAAAGUACCCAUGCCCAAAUUUGGAAUAAGUUUAUGA